Cuscuta campestris is the source of this 943-nucleotide messenger RNA. The record is from the annotation of a GenBank genome assembly. NCBI's taxonomy places the organism in Eukaryota, Viridiplantae, Streptophyta, Magnoliopsida, Solanales, Convolvulaceae.
CUAUUUAUUUAUUUUGUUUUAUUUCCCAUCUGCAAAUGGAUUUUUAGAUCAACACUAAACUCAGCAUAUUUGUAACCCUAAUUCAAAAUCUGUACAGAGAGACUUGCACAUAUUCAUUGUCUCUUCACACUGAUGUUAACAGAGUUUCAACGUAUUCUGUAAAUGGCCUCUAGAGUCUCAAAGUUGCACCCGAUUCCCUUCGCCAGGCUCCUCUCCCAUGGCCUUACACCAUUGCCGUCUCGAGCUUUAUGCACGGCGAUGGAGACCCAGACCCAGAAACUGGAGCGCAUCGCCAGCGAGCUUCUUGACCUCACCAAGCUUGAAAAGCGCGACUUUGGCAUCCUCUUCCGGCGCAAAAUGGGGCUCAGCCAGUAUGGGCCCGCAGUGUCUGAUCUAGAGUCCUCCGGCUCAUCUGGGCCCGCGUCGGCCGAAACCCCCAAGGUUGCAGAGAAGACAGUGUUUGAUCUGAAGCUUGAGAAGUUCGACGCGGCUGCCAAGAUCAAGAUCAUUAAGGAGAUAAGGGGUUUUACAAGUUUGGGGUUAAAGGAAGCGAAGGAUCUGGUGGAGAAAGCUCCGGUGGUGGUGAAGAACGGGCUGAGUAAAGAAGAGGGCAACGCCAUUGUUGAGAAGCUCAAGGAAUUGGGCGCGACUGCGGCACUAGAGUGAGUAAGUCUACCAAUGGAAGCUUUUGUCCAUUUUCAUUGUAGAAUGUUACUAAUGUUUUACUGUUUUUUUUGCAAAUGAAAAAGGUUAGAUUAUGUUAUGAGUUGUGAUGCCACACUAUCAAUUGUGUAUCACUCAUCUGGUAUGAGUUUUUUUUUGCGGUUCUUUUUGUUGUUGAUUUUACGCCUUGCGAAAUGCUAGUUUUGUACAAACUAUCUCAAAUAAAUCCUGCUAUAAUUUUGUUCUUCCAUUAUGUAUGGAGUAAAUAGUGUGAUAAAAG